CCCACAUCCUCCAACAUCUCCCCAACAUCUCCCCAACAUCUCCCCGCACCUCCGAAGUUCUCCCCAACAUCUCCCCAACAUCUCCCCGCUCCUCCCGAGUUCUCCCCAACAUCUCCCCAACAUCUCCCCGCACCUCCCGAGUUCUCCCCA
Messenger RNA from Emiliania huxleyi CCMP1516, 150 nucleotides. RefSeq lists its product as hypothetical. The record is from RefSeq and is a predicted model, not a curated record. Lineage: Eukaryota; Haptophyta; Isochrysidales; Noelaerhabdaceae. The transcript has a single exon. The annotation marks the transcript as partial.